Molecule: messenger RNA, 1734 nt
Organism: Monascus purpureus
Lineage: Eukaryota; Fungi; Ascomycota; Eurotiomycetes; Eurotiales; Aspergillaceae
Source: the annotation of a GenBank genome assembly
AUGGACGAGCAUCAAAUCUACGGAGUUGCUAUCUCCAGUCCUUUUCAUUCUUUUCACAAACAGGCUCUUGACUGUCCUUUCGAUGACAAUGUAUGGGGCGAGGACAAAGAAAAUGGCAAAUGGGGCUCCCAUUGCAAAGCCAGUCCCGUCUCUUCAUCCUCGACAAAUCAGACUGCAGCACCCCCAUUCACGGCAUUCCUAGCAUCAUCUUCACCUAACGAGGACUUCAACUUUCUCACCAGGCGAGUCAGCGUGAAAGAUGAACAUCGCUUUUCGUCGAGACCGUUACACGCGCUAGAAGUUUCAAAGACCGCAACCGUAUCACAGGAUGAGACGGAAGGGUCUGAAACCCCUCCGACGACAGAGACGGUGACAGGAGCUCCUGCUUCUCGUUACCCAUCAUCAGGAAGUCAGAAAGUUGAUUCUACUUCUGGUGAUGGUGAUGAAAACUCCACAAUCCUGUCAGCGUCACCUGGGCCUGCUGAUAAGCGGCGUGGCAGCCUAAAGCUAUCAUCUAGGAUCCCAACGCCGGUCAAGUCAUUCGACAGAGACAUGUGUCUUCCCCUAACCCAAGAGGAGGGAAUACAGAGGUUGCUGUCGUCGUACAACAAGCGGCGAAGUGAACAAUCGACAGCUGUCCCCAGAUUCUACGCGGGCUUGUUCAAAGACGACAACACAGAGAAAGCUCGGACACCUUCACCCGGCAUACAGCAAGAUCCAGGGCGCAAUGCUGACGACCGUUUUUCCUUACCAAAACCUUCUAUUCCAAUUUCUUCUCUCAGGAGGGGGGCCGGUGUCUGCGACAGAGAUCUGAAAACACGCAGCUUUUAUUCGGAGAUCGUGUCAUUUAACCAUGACGAUGUUGCUGAAAACGCAGCACAAGGGAAGCCGUUGAUGUCUCUUCUACCCUCGCAGUCUUUAUCUCGUCUGAACGCCAAGGUAUCUUAUUACAAACACCUUUCUCUUUCUCCUGAAGUCAUAAGGAAAUUCCUAACUCGACGAUUCUCCAAUUCCCACACAUCCCAUCCGCUGAAAGCUGAGAGUGGCAUGGCUGGAGCGUGCCCUACCAAUCCGAAAACCACCACAUUCAGGAAGGCGCAAGCAAGGCCUCUUGCCGCAUCUAAUAAAAGGCCGCGUCCUCUUUCUUAUCCGCGGGUCUUGCAGGCUCAAGCUUCACCAUCGGUGGGCAGUCAGCCAACAUCCACGCACCACUCGUCUUCAGGACCAGCAGCCAAAGUCUUGCGCAAGAAUCUCGAAAUCAGCAAGGAAGAACAGUCAGGCGCCUUGAAAGCUACCUCUGUUGAAAAAAGACGCCGUCCUAUUUCCUUCCCAAAUUCAUUUACGAUGCAAAAAGCUAAACAUCCAGAGCAACUAUCUCCUACAUCCCCAGCGUCUAAGAUGCGGGAGAGAUAUGCAGAGGGACAAAAGGACGAAUCGGGGAGAAUGGUCUCCGAAGCACAGCCUCGACAAUAUUGGCUUGGCCGUCUCGUCACUUUGAGUAACGCCUUCCACUAUGAGGAUUCAUUCAAUUCACCAGAUGUUGCUACUGGCUUCGGUAUGCGAUCCAAGUUCUCCGGCCCGCGGUCUUAUUCCGCUAUGGAUUCAUCUAAGUACCGCAUUAAACGCGCUUUCAUGGUUUUGGAAAGGGCUUGCUUGACCGACGAGGCGAAGCAGAGCUUCAGAGUGUUUCGGGACGAAUACGUCUCACAGUAUGGGUACCGGUGGAUGUUUUAA